AUGUCGCGCCCCGGCACCCGCCAAGAGGUCGAGGUCCAACGAAUGCGGCAGCUCAUCCACGAGUACAUGGUCCGCUCAUGCCAGACGAUCCUCGCCGCGCGGCUCCUCCCGAUCGACCUCGGCACCGUCGCCUCCUCCAAGGACCACCGCGGCCGCUGCUGGUUCAACCUCGAGGACCAGGACUCGUCCGUCGUCACGGAGGAGCUGAACCAGUGGCGCGUCACCGCAGCGGACGAAAUCGUCAUCGAGGUGUUUCUCCAGAGACCCGAAGCGCAGUCUGAUGACGAACUCCUCGAACGCUGGUACCUCGGGUACACGCAGACGCCCUCCGCGGCGCACCGCGACGCGAUGCACGGCGCCACGCCGCGCCAGGUCGCCGCCCGCCAGGCUCCGGGCGUCUACAAGCGCAUGAUCAUCUCUCUACGCUCCCUCAUGACGCUCCUGCGGGCCCUCCCGGCGCACCGCCUGUGCCGGGAGCUCCGGCUGCGGCAGACCUCCACGCCCGGGAUCGACGGCAGCGCGGGCGCCUCCGCGCACACCCCGCGGGUGUCGUUCCGCGUCCUGGGCGCGACUGAGGCGGCGCGUGCCAUGCAGGUGCACCUGCAGCAGUCGCGGAACGAGGCGGACCCGUGCUACGCGCCGCUGCCGGCGGGGGGCGGGCCGCACGGCGAGCGCAUCGCGGCGAGGACCUUCGAGCCGAUUCCGUGGUUCGGCGGGGAGAUAAACAUGUCGGUGGAGUACAAGUCUUCAUGCUUGGACCUGCUCAAGGUGUACGGGCUGUCGCAGCGGUCCCCGGCGGCGGUGGCCGGCAGCCCCGGCGGGCAGCCCGGGCGCAUCAUCGCGGAGUACAUGGCGUCGCCGAUGCGGCGUCAGCAGUCGUUGCCAGCGCGCGACGGGGGCGCGCCGGCUUCGCCAGUGCGGGCGCCGCAGCCCGCGCCGGCGCCGCCGCGCGCGCCGUCGCCGGCGCCGAUCGCCGUGCACGGCUUCGCGGUGCCGGCGUCAGCGGGGGCCGUCAACGUCGUGCAGCACGCCACCGUGGGCGCGAUGCGGCCGGGUUCGAUCUCGCGCGCGUGCUUCAACCGCUCCACGGGCGACCUCAUGCGCGCCGCGGGGGACCUCGCGGAGGCCGGGCCCGCCACCGACGCCCUCGCGCGGCCCGAGGCAGGCGCCCCGCGGCUCCAGCCGGGCUCUGCCCCGAUUGGCGCUGGACUUGUGCCGCGCGCAUCGGCCCUGACGCGCGGCAUGCUCGCCGCGCCUGUGCCCCCGGCGGACGACGCGCAGGCGGCGAUGGAGGACGUCGACCUCGGCGACCCGUCAGCGAUCGGCCAGCUGCAUCACGUCACGUCCCCGCAGCGCGCGCCGCGCGAGCGGCACUCCCCGCGCGCGGGCGGGCAGAGCGGCGCGGCGAUGGAGGUGGCGAUGAGCCACUCGCCGCACCAGUGCCGCCUAUCCGAGAUGUACGGCCGUUCCGAGGACUGGAAGUGGAAUGAACCCGGGCUCAUGUUGCCCUUCACGCCGGCGUCGGUGGGGGCCGCAGGGCACAGCCUGGACGCGAGCCCCGGCGGGCAGCGCAUGGGGCCGCCGUCGCGGAACAACUCGGCGCGCGGCCGCGGGGCUUCCCGCGGGAGCGCGCGCGGCGCGGCGGGGGCGGGGGCGGCGGGCGGCACCGACAGCAGAGGCAUGUCGUGCAGCCCCGGGAACAACGCUAUCGUCGCGGCGGGCAGCCGGCACGCCCCGGAGCCCCAGGGCGCGUUCGACGGGUCGGCGUCGCACGCGAUGGAGAUUUGCGGGUCGUGGCAGACCCGGGCGCAGGGGCGGCACGCUGCGGCGCUCGCACGGGCGUCGCCGCGGCACCUGGUGCCGCAGACGUCGGGGUCGAGCCGUGGCGGGAGUCGGCAGGGGCUGCGCGGCGCGGGCGGCGGCCAGGCGCCCGACGCGGGGGCGUCGGGCGUGUCGGAGUGCGACACCUCCUGCGGGGGCGCGCACUUCGUUCCCUUCCCGUUCGGCAAUGCGUUCGCGUCGGAGAACGAGGCAAUGGCGGUGUCUGCGUCCUCGUGCUCCGCGGGGCCGUCGCCGCGCCCGCCCGACCCGAGAACCACCCCCCCAGCUGCACACCCCCCCACCACGCCCGGCGGCAGCGGCUGGGGCCCGGCCUCCGCGUCCGUCCUGCACUCCAAGAUCCCGCAGUACCCUCCGAUGCUCCCUGCGCCCGCGCCAGCCCAGCCGAUCCCGCGGCCACCCCGGGCGGACCACCACCACGCGGCCGCGGCCCCUGCCGACGACCCCGCGUGGCACCCGCUGGCGAACCCGUCGUCCUCCGUGCCCGCGGCGCCGCGGCACCGGGACCAGGCCGGCGUCGGGGAGAUCCUCGAGCUCCUCAGCGAGGCCCCCGGCGCGGAGGAGGUCCGUGCUGGCCCGUGCUUCAGUUCCGAGACGGCGCACAUGGCGGUCUCUGGAGCGUCGCGGUCGAGCGGGCCGGACACGGCGCGCGCGGACUCCGCGCAGGGCCGGGCGUCGCUGGGCGCCGGGAGCGGGAGCGCGGAGGGGCCGCAACAAGCCGCGCAGGGCAAACUCGGGUUUGCGCAGGCGGUGAGCCGGCUGGACCGCUACCUGGAGCACGGCGGGCCGUCGGCGCCGAUGCCGCUGCCGCGGAGCUGA
Pedinophyceae sp. YPF-701 is the source of this 2658-nucleotide messenger RNA. The record is from the annotation of a GenBank genome assembly. NCBI's taxonomy places the organism in Eukaryota, Viridiplantae, Chlorophyta, Pedinophyceae.